CGAAUCGACUCCAAGAAGUCAAACACCCCCGACCUCACUUCACAGCUGGAGCAAGUGACAGCAGCAUCUGCGAGCCAGCCAAACUGCCACUCAGCUACUUGUGCUCUCUCGACGCGGGACGUUUGACCACCUGUGGACCAUGGAAGAAGACGCGUCCCACGCCGAGCCCAGCGGCGUCUCGGGUAGCACCCACACCAUCCCGCAGCAGCAGCAGCAGCCCGAAAACGAGGAGAUCCUGAUACCGAGCUUCAGCCCGCCCUCCGCCCCGUCCUCCCCGACCCCGACCCCGACCAGCACUCUCUCCCGGCUUGGCUUGAAGAGCCCCACCGGCCCGAGCGCGGCCGCGCCGGGCAGCCCGGUCGACCGCGGCCAGGUGAGCGCCAUCACCGUGGUGGCGCUGCUGGACAAGCUGGUCAACAUGCUGGAGGCGGUGCAGGACAACCAGCAGCGGAUGGAGCAGCGGCAGGCCGAGCUGGAGGGCGCCGUGCGCGUCGUGCAGGGGGACGUGACCCGCCUGUCCAAGACGCACAUCAGCACCUCCAACAGCGUCAGCAAGCUGCUCGAGCGCUCCCGUAAAGUCAGCGGCCACCUGAAGGACGUGAAGGAGCGCAUGGACAAGCAGGCGGUCCAGGUGAAGAAGCUGGAGGCAAACCACAGCCACCUGCUGAAGAGGAACCACUUCAAAGUGCUCAUUUUCCAGGAAGACAAUGAGAUCCCCUCUAGCGUGUUAGUCAAGGACUCCCUCAAGACCCCACAACCAAGCCAGUAUGAUGCAGAAUCCACCCAGCCUACUCCAUCUAUUACAGGUUCUGUUGAUGGCAUGCGUGCCCAAGAGGAGGGUCUCCAGACCAUUAGCCUGUCCUCAGAUGAUGAUGAUGAUCUUGCAGCACACGGGGAGGGAGAAGAGAUGCUGGAGGGUGAGGCCGGAGUGGGUUUGGGCACAUCCCAUGCUUUUGAGAGAAGGGCUGACAGGUUCAAGCGCUCCAGCCUGAAGAAGGUCGAUAGCCUCAAGAAGGCCUUUUCACGCCAAAGCAUUGAGAAGAAGAUGACCCAGAUCACCACAAAGAUUGUGCCACCUGAGAAGCGUGAGAAAAUCAAAAAGAGCCUCACCCCUAACCACCCCAAGAGCCCAACUGCUAAGACCUCCUCAUUCAAAGUGUCUCCAAUGACCUUUAAUGUAAAGAAGGUCAGAGAUGGGGAAGUCCCCACACAAGACAUGGGCUCACCUGUGGAAGAAGCUCAUGUGGAGAUUCCUCCUCUGGGAAGCUUAGAUGGGGAGAUUCCCUUGGCGGAGGUGCAUACCCACGAAGGUGUUGUAGAAGAGAUUCGGGAGAUGCUGAGUCCCUCCACCCCAGACAGCAUGAAGGCAGAGCUGGCAAUCAAUGGAGAAGCACCAAGCAUUGAGUGUGAGAUUAAUGGUGAUCGUUCUGCUGUCCUGGCAGUGCCAGAGCAUGAUGAAGAUGUUGGGGAGGAAGAAGACGAUGAGGAAGAAGAACAAGAGAAACAAAAAAACCCUGUUGAGACAGCAGAUGCCCAUACUCCCACAGCAAAAACUGCUGUGGAGCAAGUGUCUUAAUAUGAUUUGAUUUUGUUGAGCAUCAGUUAUAAUUUCUGAUUCUUUCUUUACUUCAAGUUUCUACAUUUGACACCCAGCGGGCAAAAAUUAUCCCUCCAUUGUAAACAGUCUUGUGUUGCUUUCAUAAACACCCAUAUAAACUAGAAACAUACUGUACUUUCAGCUUUCACUUUCCUAAGGUAGUCCUUCCUUGGACCUUUCCCACACUACCUUUUGAUUAUCACCCGCUUAGUCUAAAAACCUUGACGUGAUCUGCAUAAGCAAGUAGGUUAACAGCUACCCCUACAGUGCACCUCACUAAGAGUGCUUCCUAAACUCACAUUGCAUCAACGAACCAUAACUCACUUAAACAGCAGCACAUCUCCAGGGCCGUGGGCCAACAAUCUCCCUCUUGCUGUGUUUGUCUGCCUACGGACCUCCCUUCCUCACUGACAAAUAGUCUCUUUGUUCUUUGCAGUUUUUGUGAAAAAUAGUGAAUCUUUGACAACAGUGGUACUGCCCACAGCCUAUUGAGGCAGGGUGUUGCCAGGUUGUGCAAGUUGGAAUGAGCAGUUUCUGGGUUUUCGGGGAAAAUGUCCCUGGGUGUUUUGUAGUGAACAGGAGUUUGUUUACAGAAUUCUUUGGAUCUGUGCUCUGAAAAGCCCUGAUCUCUUUCAGAAUUUCCAACCUUAUCAUUGAUGACCAACCUAGAGUGCCCUAUGAGUUGCAUGACGUACAUAAAGGAUUAUAGUAAUUGGUGAUUGCCAAUUGACCACCAACAACCAACAAUUAACCUUUGAAUCACUGAAAAGUAGAAUAGCAUAUAAUAAUUUGAAAUAGUCAAAAUGUUCUUGCAAAUGCCACUUAUUUGAUAUUCCUAGAAAGAUAAAAGAAAUAUAUGUUUGAGUUCAGUUACACUGAUGCAAAUGAAGGACAUAGCAUAGGAGCUACUCUAGAUGGAGAGAAAAAUAUAUUAGUGACAAAAAUAACCAUACAGGUUUUAAGACUGACAUGCUAAAUGUCCAUUUUACAGCCAUUUGUCUAUUAUCCAGGGCAACUUUGUAUGUUUAUGUACAGGAAUUAUUGUCAUUUUCUACAUGAAGCACACUACUCUAUAGGUAUUUACAGCUUAUACAUCAUAAGAUAGUAACUUUAUGAUAACUGCCUUGAGUGUGUGUACUUAUACGUUAAAUGUUGUAUCUUUAAAGGUUUUUGAGUUACCUUAUGAUACUAGGGUGUUCAUCGUGUCUUACUUUCAGACAUCCAUGACUUGCAUGGGGAAAUGUUUACUCAGUUUCAUAUGUUUAAGACAAACAGUAUCUCACACACUUUUACCAGGAAACCAUGACUAAAGCCCCUCACCCCAGAUACAUGCAUACAGAUACUCUUACAGUGCCUUUAAUCCACACAAGCUAGUAUGAGUAAUUGCACUCCUGAUGGGAUGGAUUCCUAUUUUUGUAGAUGAGAGUGAAAGUAAAACAUGCCUGAAGUUUUUUCAUCUUCUGAGGAAUUACUUGCAGCUAUCACUUUAUGGGGCAUACUCAAGGUUUGAUACAAACUACAAAAGGACUGAAAACAUUUCAUUUUAAAGGAGGUGCAAAAACAUCUGUCAAAAUAACUUCAUAAAACGUCAUGUUUGAAAGUCAUACCUGAAAGUUUCUGACCUUCCUCUUUUUGCACAUUGUUAGUGCUUUACCAGCCUUAGUUACAGAUAUCUAAUGCCAUGACUCCCUAAAAAUAAUAUAGCUCGCGAUACCAGGUGCCAAGGAUCAAAAUACUACAGAGGUUACAGAAGUGGAAAAAGGCAGAGAACAGCACUCCUAGGUUCGAUGGAUUACCACUGCUCAGCCCAUUUUUCAGGCUCUUGGCCUCCUUAUUAAGACAGUGCAAAGAGAGGAUGAGAAGAUGCUCCCUGGAGCCAGAAGUGUUCUGCCCCUGUAGAGGCUUCUGGACAUGAGUGUGUUUUGCAAGGUGUGAGUGUUGGGAAGUUUGGGAAAGAACUUCAUUUGUUGGAAAGGAUGAUAAAGUCAUGUUUGCAUUAUGCAUAUGUGCAGCGUGGUAGAAAGGUGUCUGCAAUGUGUUAGACCAUGAGAACUGAAAUAUGUUUUAGGAGGAUUGGGAAACCUCUAUUUCAGUUACACCCAACAUCUAUUAUAUUGCUCCUGAAGAAGACAGAGCAAUAGAUUCUUGACUUCUGUAAGUCAAAAUAUGGUGCCCAAAAUAUUUUAUUAUGUCUAAACUAUGCACGAAAAUCCCUUAUUAUUAAUAUUGAGGUCUGGUAAACACAAAAGGAAUACAGUGUAUGUGAUAUAACAAAAAUAUUUUCAACAGUUCUUGCCAAAGUAAUGCACUCAAAGCCUUUGAAGUGCUUCAUGUGUUUAAAAGUUAACCUGCCAGUCUGCUAAAUUGGAUCUGUAAGGAGAAAAUAAAUAGACAUGAAUCAUUUUAAAUGACUUCUUACCUAUUUAUUUUAAAUGUGAUUAGUCAGGCAGAAGAUUUAUCAUAUUUAAUUCUUCUUUGCAUAAAUCACAUUACUGAGAAAGGAUCAAACACUAGGCUCAUGUGGGCUGUAUAAUGUAGAGGUUAAAAUGUGACUGGUUUUGAUGUAUUUCUGCUUAUUCAUGCAAACGUGUUACUUAGGUGAUAUCUCUGUCUGCUAAUGUGAAAAAAUAAGUAUCUAGAAAUAAAUUUGUAGACAUGUGUAUGUGUGUAAAACUCUGUUUCUAUUUGUUUUAAAAUCACUGGAUCAUAUGUGAGGACCAUUGUUUGCUUGAAUGUUCAAACACCAGAUACUUACAGCACAGGUAGUGAUAUCAUGUUCAUCUUUGCUUUUACGUUUUAGCCUGUUUAAUUUAGUUAACCACUUAAACCAAAGAAAUUUUCUUCACAGCAGAAGAUUCCUUGCCACUUGAGUGUUUCAAUGUACUCCUACUGACACUUGUUUCAAGCAUCAUGUAAACAUGCAGGAAUUUCCUCUCAAAAUUUAGUAUUGUAUAAAUCAAUAAAGAUUUUUUAACAUUAA
Xiphias gladius (swordfish) is the source of this 4577-nucleotide messenger RNA. RefSeq names its product caveolae associated protein 2a (gene cavin2a). NCBI's taxonomy places the organism in Eukaryota, Metazoa, Chordata, Actinopteri, Istiophoriformes, Xiphiidae. Gene Ontology annotation, cellular component: caveola; cytoplasm. The record is from RefSeq and is a predicted model, not a curated record. The coding region runs from base 140 to 1576 and encodes 478 amino acids. Gene Ontology annotation, molecular function: protein kinase C binding. The transcript is spliced from 2 exons.